AUGGCUGGUCUUUUCGGUUCCGCCGCCGCAUCCGCGAGCAACACCCUCGGCGAUCUCAAGCAGGAUGUCGAGCUCGGCCAACCCCCCGAGGACAGCAUCAGCGACCUUGCCUUCAACCCCAAUCCCGCCGAUCAGAAGGACUUCCUCGCCGUAGCCAGCUGGGACAAGAAGACACGCAUUUACGAGAUCUUGAGUAAUGGUCAAGGUCAGGGACAGGCCAUGAUUGAGCAUGAUGCCCCCGUUUUCUCUUGCGAUUUCUUCAAGGACGGCACAAAGGUCAUCUCCGCCGGCGCCGACAAGGCCGCCAAGGUUCUCGAUUUGGCCACCGGUCAGUCGAUGCAGGUCGCUGCCCACGAUAUGCCCAUUAAGUGCGUUCGCUACUUCGAGGCCAAUGGCACGCCCAUGGCGGUGACAGGUGGCUGGGACAAGCAGAUCAAGUACUGGGAUUUCCGCUCCGCGAAUCCGGCCGCCACGGUGCAGGCCCAGGAGCGCGUUUAUACCAUGGAUGUGCGCGACAACUUGCUCGUGGUCGGAACCGCUGAUCGCUAUAUCAACGUGAUCAACCUGAAGGACCCCGGCAAGUUCUACAAGACAAUGCAGAGCCCUCUCAAAUGGCAGACUCGCGUGGUCAGCUGCUUCAACGAUUCCCAGGGCUUUGCUAUCGGCUCGAUCGAGGGUAGAUGCGCCAUUCAAUAUGUGGAGGACAAGGAUUCUGCCUCCAACUUCUCUUUCAAGUGCCACCGCGACCCCGCCCAAGGCAACACCACGGCCGUCCACGCUGUCAACGACAUCUCCUUCCACCCUCAACACGGCACCUUCAGCACAGCCGGUAGCGACGGCACCUUCCACUUCUGGGACAAGGACGCCAAGCACCGUCUCAAGGGUUACCCCAACGUCGGCGGCAGCAUCACCUCGACAACGUUCAACAAGACCGGCAGCAUCUUUGCCUACGCCAUUAGUUAUGACUGGAGCAAGGGGUACCAAGGCAACUCGCCCACGUACCCGACCAAGGUCAUGCUUCACCCAGUACAGCAGGACGAGUGCAAGCCCCGUCCGAGCGUUAAGAAGAGGUAGGGGCAUAACUUGACGACGACGAACGGGGAUAGAAGAAAAUGGAAAAUGCAUGUAAGACGCACAAGGAGCUACGAAGAGUGAUGUGGAAAGUUGGCUAUCCGGAGUAUCUGGAUAAGGAAAAGUUGCAUUCCUUCCAGACCAGGGACCAAAAUACAAAACGACAAAGCAUGGAGGAGGUCAUGUUAUAGUAGUAUGGAAACGGCCGAAGAGACGGUACGAAAGUGAUGGAUGACAAGAAUCAACGAUACCAGAGGUCUGCACGGCAAGAACGAAAGGAAGAGGAAGCAAGCAGCAGCGCGACUUCUUUUAUGAAUUUGGUAGUUUAGGCAGUUAGGUUAAUCAAUGGGUUUCAAGUGU
Neurospora tetrasperma FGSC 2508 is the source of this 1431-nucleotide messenger RNA. Its product is annotated as Poly(A)+ RNA export protein. Gene Ontology annotation, molecular function: ubiquitin binding; RNA binding. Gene Ontology annotation, biological process: RNA export from nucleus; transcription-dependent tethering of RNA polymerase II gene DNA at nuclear periphery. The record is from RefSeq and is a predicted model, not a curated record. Lineage: Eukaryota; Fungi; Ascomycota; Sordariomycetes; Sordariales; Sordariaceae. The coding region runs from base 1 to 1074 and encodes 357 amino acids. The transcript has 3 exons. Gene Ontology annotation, cellular component: nuclear pore.